UUAUUUAUAGCCGGAAAACGCUCCCGAAACGCAACUCAUGCAACGCGUACAUCGCGCACACACGAUUAGUAUUCGAUUCGAUUUUCAGCUGAGUAGUAGCAUUACCCAUACUAACACUCAUAGACAACUCAAAGUUUCUUUUUUUUAUUUCUACGAUUUUGUCUAAUUUACUCACCAUAAACAGUUGCGUUAACGCGUAUUUAAUUGAGUUGUUGAGAACGGAAUAAUAUGGGCAACAGCUGAUCGGAAACGUUCUGUGUGGCGGUCGCGAAACGGGGUGGGACUGGUGGGAGAGCAGAGUAAAUGCGUUGUGCGGUACUCGAUGUGAAACACGAGUGGUUGUCACGCGCCGGCUUGGAAUACGAGAAAAACGCUGGGUGAUAAACGUUGGUUGGGAUUGUUGAUUGGCCACGAAGUAAAUUUGCGAAGUGAGAGGCAAGGAUACCGAAGACUUGCUGAUACAUAUGAGGGAUUCAGCAAGCACGAUCGAAAUACACGUUCGGCACGAGUCCAACACGGCGUGACGUACCAAUCAACACCGAAAAUGAUCCCAUCAAUACCCAAAUCUAUCCUUAUACUCUAAUCAAAUCAAAAACCAAUAAUAAACAUUUACCUAUAAAUUUUCUACUCCUUAUUAUUUCUCUACUCUCCACCCUAUAAUCCCAACACAACAUGGAUUUCUUCAUCGGUGGAUUAUCUGCAGCCGGUGCCUCCUUAUUCAGUAAUCCUUUAGAUGUUCUCAAAACACGUAUGCAACUGCAAGGCGAAUUGCAAGCCCGUGGCCAACAUGCAGUCCACUACCGGAAUGUCUUCCAUGCGGCAGUGGUAGUGGUAAAAAACGACGGUGUUUCCGGCCUGCAGAAGGGACUAGGCGCCGCCAUCUUUAUGCACUUUAUACGCAACUCAAUACGAUUAGGCAGUUAUCAGUAUUUAGUCAAACAGGGUAUGGUGACAGAUGAUCGGGGAAAGACUAUUUUUUGGCGCAGUGCAUUGGCAUCAGCAGCAACAGGCGCAGCGGGUGCUUUCUUUGGAAGUCCAUUGUUUUUGAUUAAGACACAAUUGCAGAGUCAAGCAGCGAAACAAAUCGCUGUGGGGCAUCAGCAUCAUCAUACGGGGACACUUGUUGCGUUGAAACAGAUUUAUCAUACUUACGGAGUUAAAGGACUUUGGCGUGGUGGCUAUGGAACAAUGCUCCGUGCGGUUUUCGGGUCAUCUGCGCAACUCACCUCCUUCGCCAUGUCAAAAGACGUUCUCAGCCAAUACGAUUUGUUUAAAUCCUCACCGCUGCUCACGUCGUUUGUCGCUUCAGUCAUGGGCGGAUUCUUUCAAACUGCGAUGAUAACACCUUUUGAUUUAAUUUCCACACGGAUAUACAAUCAACCUGUGGAUAUUAAUGGGAAAGGCUUAUUAUACACCGGAAUCAUCGAUUGUUUCGUCAAAAUAUGGCGGACGGAAGGUGUGCUUGGUUUUUACAAAGGAGUCGGCGCGAUAUACAUGCGAUUGGCACCACAUGGCGCCCUCUGUCUUGUCUUUUGGGACCUAUUGAAAGAUGCGCAGAGUAAAUAUAUACAAUGACAGGCGCAUUACACGCCAUUUUGAUAUUUGUAUAACAAAUUAAUUGCCAAGAUGUGAUCGCCAUUUUUGUACUUAGAAAUCAUCCAAAACGAAAAAAGAGUAGCAAUAAGUGAAAUUAUAAAAAAUAUAUUUAAUAUUACGAUUUUAA
Dalotia coriaria is the source of this 1723-nucleotide messenger RNA. RefSeq names its product solute carrier family 25 member 35-like. The record is from RefSeq and is a predicted model, not a curated record. NCBI's taxonomy places the organism in Eukaryota, Metazoa, Arthropoda, Insecta, Coleoptera, Staphylinidae. The transcript is spliced from 4 exons. Bases 673 to 1575 code for a protein of 300 amino acids.